Messenger RNA from Panicum hallii, 1073 nucleotides. Its product is annotated as bZIP transcription factor 27-like. Gene Ontology annotation, molecular function: DNA-binding transcription factor activity. The transcript has 3 exons. Gene Ontology annotation, cellular component: nucleus. The coding region runs from base 193 to 711 and encodes 172 amino acids. Gene Ontology annotation, biological process: positive regulation of DNA-templated transcription. Lineage: Eukaryota; Viridiplantae; Streptophyta; Magnoliopsida; Poales; Poaceae. The record is from RefSeq and is a predicted model, not a curated record.
AAGCAGCGUCGCAUUCGCGCCGUCGUCGUCUAGUCGUCCACCACAUCUUCCUUCCAUUCGUUCCACACCCAAGGCGGAGGGAGGCAAACAGUGCUUGGAGCCUGCUCCAAUCCAAUCCGAUCCGAUCCGAUCCGAUCCAAUUCGUCGGCAGGUGCGUGGAGCAAGGGCGCGCGGGACGGGAGUGAAUCAGUCAUGCCGAGGAGUCCGCAGCUGAGCCUGAGCGGCUGCAGCUCGCUCUUCUCCCUGUCCAGUACCAGCACAAGCCGCGACAACGACAGCGCUGCCGCGGCGCCCGUGCCGCCCCCGCCGCCGUCUCUUCAUCCGCUGCCCCCACGCCGCCCUCUUCUGUCGCUCAGCGUCGGCGGCGGUGCGGAGGAGGAGCAGGAGGAGGAGGAGGAGUACCUGCUGGGCGGCCUGGAUCUGCAUCUGACUGGGGCCGGCGGUAGCAACAGCAGCGGCUGCUGCGACGGCGACGACGAGCGCAAGAACAUCCGGAUGAUGAAGAACAGGGAGUCUGCGCUCCGCUCCAGGGCAAGGAAGAGGGCGUAUGUGCAGGAACUGGAGAAGGAGGUUCGUCGCCUGGUGAAUGAGAACCUCAAGCUCAAGAGGCAGUGCAAACAACUCAAAGUGGAGAUGGCCGCACUGAUCCAGCCAAGCAGCAGCAAGAGCAACUCCCACAUCAGAAGAGCCGCCUCCUCCACUCAGCUCUAGCUCCCUACUUGUUAUGUUUCCUUGCUAAAUUUUAGUAUCUUCAUCUUCGUUAGCUAUAACUCUGUGGUACAAGCAGCGCAAAAAUAAUCAUCCUCUUGCCAAUGCCUUGAUUAUAUCAGUUGCAUCCACUACAGCUUCUGCUGAUCCAGCACCUGCUCACUCCCAAGUCCUACCAAGGAAGGCCAAGAAGCAGGAUCCAUGGAUGAGGACAAGCAAAGAAUUACAAGCUAGAUUGCUUCUUCUCUGAUGAUCUGAUCCAUGAAUGUGCUUGGGUUGAAUGGAAUGAGCUGACACUCAAUCCGUUGAUGGAAUGGAAUUGGGAUUAAUGUUUCAUAUGUUGCGCCAUUUUGGUCACAACUUCA